CGCAGAUGGAUAACCCCGGCUAUAGCCUCAUUGGUUUCUAAACAGCGAGCAUCUGCACCGCAAAAGGUCGAGCACAUGGUACGCAAAGGAUCACAGGUCAUCGGAAGACAACGAGGGCACAGAGGGCACAAAGCAUGCGACGAGUGCAUUGCAAUGCAUCUUUCUGGCUGCAGGACGACUGCAGGGUGCCCGUCAGAGUGUGCAGUGGACGGUCAGAAGCCUCGGAUGCAUCCGGUGAGGCCAAUCGCGGCCCGAGGGGCGGACAGUUCUUGAUUCGACCAAGGCAGCAGCCUGACAAGGACAAGUGAGAACACACGCACAUUCACCCACACCGUACUGUCUGUCUGCAGCGUGAUCUGUAUGUGUUAAUAUCCAUCAGAGAGGGGGUGCCCGAGAAGGCUGGCGUGAGGCAUGACGAGCGACGGGCCGACAGGCUGUAUCGGCGGGGCCACUGCUGCGGGGAGGAGGACACAGACAGGUAUGGCGGACGUACGUCCAUUGCUGUGUGUAUCGCCCACUUGUUCUUUUGCUCUGAUGCUCCCUUCCCCAAGCAGGUGUCCGCCAGUGAAGUGUUCGGUGGAUGGCGGUGCCCGGCUGCUGCCGACCUUCUCACGGAACUUGCCACCGCAGCAUCGUAGUCACGACACUGACCGAAGCAGCCCAGCCACGAGGCGAUACGAUCUGCACAGGGUGGGUGAGCUGAGAAGACCCACACAGAGAGAGGAUCCAUCCAACCCCACAUCCAUCCAACCCCACACUCUCCCCUCGACUGUCUGUCUGUCGGUUCUGUCAGUCUAUGGUGGAUGGGGAUUCUGUGGGAGGUCAUAACGGCCAGCCCGACCCCGGCAUCUGGCGUCGAGACGCCCAUGACGAUCCCGACCAUACAGCAGCCGAGGACGACUGCUAUCCCCCGUCCCCCUCCCUGCCCUCACCCGCCCCCAUCAGCCCCCGCCCGUCCAGCGUUGGCUUCUCCAAACCCAUCCUGCCGGGCUGCAGCCACCCGCAGCAGGAGAUAGACAAGGAGGGAGGGGAAGGCAUCGAUGACGGUCCUGGCGUCUUUGAGAGGGUCAUGGGGAGGCAUGCUCACGACCGACCAGGGCCACCCAUGGCAGCGGCGUGGGCGGCGAAAGGAGGUCUGUUGCAUCGGUCUCAGGUCAAUAAGGAGGGCGUGAUGUGGGCAGUUGCGCCAAAGCACAGGAGAAUGGAGCGGGAGGGCGGCCACGUGCAGCAGAUGCACAAGGGGCGGCUCGACAGAGACGAGGUUACUCUCGGACCCAGCGCGACUAAGGCCUCCCUCCGUCAUGCAGCCUGCCUCACCGUCCGGUCCGCGCUUCGUGCUGCCGCCAUCCGGCACCUGGCGGGCGCCUUCAUGCGGCUGCGCGUCCACACACACUCAGGAUUGGGUGGCGCGGACGCGGGGUUUGUAGAGCCGAUGAACAGCGCAUGUGUCAAACAGGUAGGUGAAAAACACGCCGCACAUCAUCGCACACACACGGGCAUAAAGACACACCCAGAUAUGUCGCUGCCUCCUGUCUUAUUUGUUUCUGUCAGUUGUCGACUUUCCCGGCAAGAGACCAACGCGCAGCAGGCCCAGUGGCUGACCAGCAACCGGCAGCUGACGCCACAUGGUCAGGCCCUCCGGCCCAUGCGCAGGAGGUGAUGCGGGAGGGGCAGCUGUGGGGUGGUGGUGUCGAUGAGGAUCCUUCGGGAAGUGCCGACCACAUGCAGAACAUCAUUGGAAUCGAGGUCGUGAAUGGGCAGGUGAUCAAGAGGGAAGUACGGUCACCGGCACCUCCCCCUCCCGCCACAGGGGCCCCUGCACGGACUCCAUCCCGGCACGGCACGGCCACGUCUCGCCCGAAGCGCAACUUCAUCCAAGAGAACAUGAUAGCCGUUGCUGCUGUGAGGGUAUGUGAGGGGCAAGAAGGGCAAAGAGCAGAAGAGCUGUGCUGCUACAGGAAGGUACGUCAGUGCAUCCAGCUGAGUCAGACAGGGAAGCCGACACCUCUCAUCAUUUGCCUGUGUCUUGUGUUUCGAUCCGCUGAUGCAGAGUGGGGCCGAGGCCACACGGCCGGAGGUGACACAAGACGCCACGGAUCGACAGACGUGUGUGGUGGUGGGGACCAAUGGGGGUGAGUAGUGAUGCGAUUUCAUUCGCCUCGCCACUUGCUGCAUGUUGAUGCGUGGACGCGAGAGCC
Messenger RNA from Vitrella brassicaformis, 2198 nucleotides. NCBI's taxonomy places the organism in Eukaryota, Vitrellaceae. The record is from the annotation of a GenBank genome assembly.